UCGAAGUAGAAUGAGAUGAGUUCUGGUUUUAAUCUUAAUUUUUUAUAAUUCCCCUCCAUUGUGUCCUUAUCAUAAUGUUUGAUAAAUACUCAAACUUUUUCUUAUCAAUCAGUUUGGGAUUUGCAUUGAUGUGGGAAUGCGCAGAGGCUUAUGUUAAUUACACGGCAAAGCCGCGUGUAGUCCUUCCACCAGAUUAUGUCAAGGAAAUACGACCGCCUUCGAAACGAGGAUCACCAGUGAUAGUAGAUUUUAGUAUAUUUGUUGUAGAUAUUAAUUCAAUUAAUGUGGAGGAUAUGGACUUCAGAGUAGAUAUGUUCAUACAUCAGCGUUGGCUAGAAUCGAGAUUGGAAAUUUCGGAUGAUAUAUUUGAAGAAGGAGAUGAUUAUGUAACGUUACUUCCAGAAUUUUUUGAUAAUUUAUGGCAACCAGAUCCUUACUUCCUGAAUUCUAAAAUAGCCGAAAUUGCCACAUUAACCCAUAAAUUCACAUCGGUAACCUUGUACAAGAACAAGACAGUACGUUAUGCAGCCAGAAUGCAUGCUAUCAUUGCUUGCCAAAUGGAGUUUCAGUUGUAUCCUAUGGACAUUCAAGUCUGUCCUAUAUAUAUCGAAAGUUUCUCAUCAAAUAAUCAAAAAGUAAAAUUACGCUGGUCUGAUUCUGGUGUUACUCUUAAUCCAGAACUUAAAUUGCUACAAUAUAAUCUAGGUCAACCACUAGAGUUGGAAGAAAGUGAUGGAUAUAUGCCUGAAAAAGUGGGAAACUUUUCACGAUUAACUGUGUACUUCCGUUUUGAAAGACAAAUCGGACAUCAUUUAAUACAAACUUUUGCACCGUCCUCACUGGUUGUGAUGUUAUCAUGGUUUAGUUUCUGGCUUGGUUUAGAUGCUAUACCAGGACGAGUCACAUUACUUGUUACUUGUAUGUUAACUCUGGUAACAAUGUUUACUGGACUGAGAGCCGACAUACCACCUGUGGCAUACGUAAAAGCCCUUGACCUGUGGAUGGCCGGCUGCAUGGUAUCGGUGUUUGCUGCCUUGGCAGAGUUUGUUGUGGUAAAAGUGUUGGACGUUCAAUAUCAGUACCAAGUGAAUAAAAUGCCAAAGGUUUUGCCAAUGCGCAUAAGUAACAUGGAAAAAGGGCAAUGUGCAACGGUAGCAAGUUGGGAAGGUGGCGCUGUACGGUCACGAAAAGCUACACAAACGCCAACUACACCAGGCCAGACUUCACUACAGACAUCACUACAAGGUAAUGGUGGCCCUCCAAAACCAGCUCGAAGACAAAGCCUACUUUCAGUUGCCUGGACAGAUACAGACACCGGAGUAGAAAAAAUUAUGUGGCGUGAAAUAGACAAAGUGUCUCGUGCAGUUUUUCCUAUUUUAUUUUUUGUUUUUGUACUUUUGUAUUGGCCAAUAUUGUUGAUGAAGUCAUCCUAGGAUUUGGGGAGUUCCAGAAUACAUAUUUCUGGACUCCGAUAAAUAAAAAUAAAACGAAUGUAUAGUGUAUAGACUUUAAAAAAAUAUUUGGAAAAGGAAGGAACAAAUUAACUUAGUGACCUUAUUUAUAUAAGAACGCUUUUAAAGCACAAAAGAACUAAUCAAUUACAAAAAAUCAUCCAUUUAUUCUAGACAACAUUAUUAUUAGCUUGUAUAUAAUUUUAUUUUGUAGACUUAA
This is a messenger RNA of Teleopsis dalmanni, 1671 nucleotides long. Its product is annotated as glycine receptor subunit alpha-2-like. Gene Ontology annotation, cellular component: membrane; synapse; neuron projection. Lineage: Eukaryota; Metazoa; Arthropoda; Insecta; Diptera; Diopsidae. The coding region runs from base 75 to 1433 and encodes 452 amino acids. The record is from RefSeq and is a predicted model, not a curated record. Gene Ontology annotation, biological process: regulation of membrane potential; chemical synaptic transmission; nervous system process. The transcript has 9 exons. Gene Ontology annotation, molecular function: transmembrane signaling receptor activity; chloride channel activity; neurotransmitter receptor activity.